Molecule: messenger RNA, 3368 nt
Organism: Andrographis paniculata
Lineage: Eukaryota; Viridiplantae; Streptophyta; Magnoliopsida; Lamiales; Acanthaceae
Product: chaperone protein ClpB4, mitochondrial-like
Exons: 11
Coding region: 113-3067 (984 amino acids)
Biological process (GO): cellular response to heat; protein refolding
Cellular component (GO): cytoplasm
Molecular function (GO): ATP hydrolysis activity; ATP binding
Source: RefSeq, a predicted model, not a curated record
GCAUAAUUCUCAAAGCUUCCAGAUGGAGUAUAAUGGGAACCGAUAGCACAAAAUCGAUUCAAUUCUUCUUCUUCAUCAUCGUCUUUCUCUGUAGUUGAUUUAGUGACUGGCGAUGGCAGCUUCUAGAAGCUCAACCAUGGCGCGGCUUCGGGCGGCAGCUGCAGCACUCCGUGUGUCGCGCGCCGCUGGCUCUCAAAUUUCCCCGGCUCCGACGCUAUCCACCGCCUGCCAAUCGGCGCGCUCGGCGACCGCUGCUUUUCUUGUCUCUCCUCGUGCGGAUAGUGAGAAUGGAUUCUCCUGUGCUCAGACGCGUCCGUUAUCUACUACAUGCCGCACUCGCUUCAUUUCGAGCCCUCGCCUCGCUCGCUCUUACUCUACUUCUGCUGCUAGCAGCCAGAUUAGUAACUCAGAGUUCACUGAGAUGGCUUGGGAUGGAAUUGUGGGGGCUGUUGAUGCUGCUAGAGACAGCAAGCAUCAAGUUGUAGAAACCGAGCAUCUCAUGAAAGCUCUUUUGGAGCAAAAGGAUGGGCUAGCAAGGAGAAUCUUCACCAAGGCAGGAGUUGACAACACCUCACUUUUGCAGUCUACUGAUAAUUUCAUAUCCCAACAACCAAAGGUUUCAGGUGACACAACAGGGCCUAUUGUUGGAUCACAUUUUGCUUCUUUGCUAGACAAUGCACGAAAGUUUAAAAAAGAAAUGGGUGAUUCUUUUGUAUCCGUCGAGCAUCUUGUAUUGUCAUUUACAUCAGAUAAGAGAUUUGGGCAACAGCUGUUUAAAAAUCUUCAACUAAGUGAGCAAACUUUGAAGGAUGCUGUCCAAGCUGUUCGUGGAAGUCAAAGAGUAACUGACCAAAAUCCCGAAGGAAAAUAUGAGGCACUUGACAAAUAUGGGAGUGACUUAACUGAACUUGCCAGACGUGGAAAAUUGGACCCUGUUAUAGGACGUGAUGAUGAAAUAAGGCGGUGCAUUCAAAUUUUAUCCCGUAGGACAAAGAACAACCCUGUUAUAAUUGGGGAACCUGGAGUUGGGAAAACUGCUAUUGCUGAAGGGUUAGCUCAAAGAAUUGUUCGUGGAGAUGUUCCUGAGCCUCUACUAAAUCGAAAGCUAAUUUCUCUGGAUAUGGGUUCUUUGCUUGCUGGUGCAAAGUAUCGUGGAGAUUUUGAAGAAAGGCUGAAAGCAGUUUUAAAGGAAGUCACUGCUUCGAAUGGACAGAUAAUAUUGUUUAUUGAUGAAAUUCACACUGUUGUUGGUGCAGGGGCUACAGGGGGUGCUAUGGAUGCUGGAAAUUUGUUGAAACCCAUGCUUGGCCGUGGGGAACUCCGAUGCAUAGGGGCGACCACACUUAAUGAAUACAGGAAAUACAUAGAAAAGGACCCUGCAUUGGAACGUAGAUUUCAACAAGUAUUCUGUGGGCAGCCUUCUGUUGAAGACACAAUAUCAAUUUUGCGCGGAUUGCGUGAACGUUAUGAGCUGCAUCAUGGGGUGAAAAUAUCAGACAGUGCAUUAGUUUCAGCAGCAAUUCUUUCCGAUAGAUACAUAACUGGACGUUUUCUACCAGACAAAGCCAUUGAUCUUGUUGAUGAAGCUGCUGCCAAAUUGAAAAUGGAGAUCACAUCCAAACCGACAGAGUUGGACGAGAUUGACAGAGCAGUACUUAAGCUGGAGAUGGAAAAGCUCUCUCUUAAAAACGACAGCGCUAAAGCAUCUAAAGACCGGUUGAGCAAGUUGGAACAUGAUUUAGGAGCUCUUAAACAAAAGCAAAGAGAGCUAAACGAGCAAUGGGAAAAUGAGAAAAUUUUCAUGAACCGAGUCCGAUCUAUCAAAGAAGAGAUUGACAGAGUUAACCUUGAGAUGGAAGCCGCCGAGCGUGAAUACAAUCUUAACCGUGCUGCUGAAUUAAAAUAUGGCACACUCAUGUCCCUCCAACGCCAACUUGAAGAAGCUGAAAAGAGCCUUGUUGAUUAUCGCAAAUCUGGAAAGUCAUUGUUACGGGAGGAAGUUACGGAUCUUGAUAUUGCUGAAAUAGUAAGCCGAUGGACAGGCAUCCCACUGUCUAAUCUGCAGCAAACAGAGCGGGAGAAGCUUGUCAUGUUGGAGAAGGUACUUCAUGAAAGGGUUGUUGGGCAGGACAUGGCAGUCAAAUCAGUAGCUGAUGCAAUACGUCGUUCAAGGGCAGGCCUUUCCGACCCAAACCGCCCAAUUGCAAGCUUUAUGUUUAUGGGUCCUACCGGUGUUGGUAAAACCGAGCUUGCAAAAGCUCUUGCGGGUUACCUCUUCAACACUGAGAAUGCACUUGUGCGAAUUGAUAUGAGUGAAUACAUGGAGAAACAUGCAGUUUCUCGACUGGUUGGUGCACCACCAGGAUAUGUUGGGUACGAAGAGGGUGGACAGCUUACAGAAGUAGUGAGGCGUAGACCAUAUUCUGUUGUUCUGUUCGAUGAAAUCGAGAAAGCUCAUCAUGAUGUUUUCAACAUCCUUCUACAGCUGUUGGAUGAUGGAAGGAUUACGGAUUCUCAAGGAAGGACAGUUAGUUUUACCAAUACCGUGCUUAUAAUGACAUCCAAUAUUGGAUCUCAUUAUAUUCUUGAAACUUUGAGGAAUGCACAGGAUAGCAGCGAGGAUGCUGUUUAUAAUUUGAUGAAAAGGCAGGUGGUUGAUCUUGCAAGACAAACUUUCCGACCGGAGUUUAUGAAUCGGAUUGAUGAAUACAUUGUUUUCCAGCCUCUUGACUCCAAACAAAUCAAGAAAAUUGUUGAAAUUCAGCUACAUCGAGUUAAAGAAAGGCUGAAACAGAAGAACAUAAACUUUCAAUACACGGAGGAAGCCAUUGAACUGCUGGCCACAUUGGGCUUCGACCCUAACUUUGGAGCCAGACCUGUAAAGCGGGUGAUACAACAGAUGGUGGAGAAUGAGGUUGCAAUGGGAAUCUUAAGAGGUGAAAUUUCUGAAGAAGAUUCAGUUGUCCUCGACAGGACAGCAGGCACCAAAGAUGCACCAUCACAAAACCAAUUGUGCAUCAAAAAGUUGGAAAAUCCAGCAGUUAGCGACAUGGUCGCGAACAACUAGUAUUUACUUCAUAGACCGGACAUGCACGACUGAGUUACCUUGACCCGAGGAAUUUUCGACGUGCUCACGUUACACAAGCAAGCACCAGAUCAAAUCAGGUCAGGUGUAUGUAUGAAUCUAGAGAAUGAGAUAAAUGGCAUUUGAUUUUAGUUUUUUGACCUCCUAUGAUAUGAUAAUAGAUUCCCUAAAUCAAUUUUGGUAUGAUAUGGGUACGGUUGUUUGUGAUUUGGCAGUGGGUGGGAUGUAUCAUGGUCAAUGCAUGUUCCAUACCAUUUGAUUAGGGAAUUUUAUUUUAGCCUUA